AUGGGGCUUCUCUUACUCGCCAUACUGUUGCCCGCUCUCGUCAAUGGUGUGACUUCUUCCGGGCUUUCCGUUAUUGAGGUCAAUGAAAAAAAUAAUGUCCAUCAUCUACUACACCAAGGCGACAUUGUGUUAUCCCGUGAGCAUGCAGAACAGGUGGCCAGCGCCACAAAAGAUGCAGGGGGCAAAAACGAACACCGCCUGAAACGUCAGGCCAUGAAUUGGAAGGCUUGGCCACAAAUGCUCUGGAUAGAGGGGCUAAACUACGUCUUUGACGAUUCCAUCUCUGAUCAAACUAAAAAUGCGUUCAAAGACGCGGCGAAUCAAUGGGAAAGUUACACCUGUAUCAACUUCACAGAAAAUCCUUCGGCUAAACACCGAGUGAAAGUCAUUGAGUCAUCAGGAUGUUGGUCGGCUGUGGGCAAACAAGGCGGCGAACAGGAGUUAUCGUUGGAGACGGAUGCAGGUCAGAGCGGAGAUUUCAUGAAAUAUACACAGGAGCAGAACGAUAACUUUGGACUGGCGUACGACUACGGAUCCAUCAUGCACUACGCCGCAGCGGAGUAA
Messenger RNA from Ostertagia ostertagi, 564 nucleotides. The record is from the annotation of a GenBank genome assembly. Lineage: Eukaryota; Metazoa; Nematoda; Chromadorea; Rhabditida; Trichostrongylidae.